CAUACGUGGCGAUAGCGGCAGUGGCAACAACGCAAGCAGCAUUGCCCUCAUCAGAACCGCCAAAGGGCACUCUAAGAGUGUGAGCCCACUACGAUUCUUCAGUGGGACUACAGCUACAGAUUUUUUCUAUCUCUGAGUAAGUGGCCAUCGCAUUGGUUUGCAAUCGACAGUAGUAGAGGUAGGCACUAUGCUUUCCAGCUGCUAGCGCUGGUCGCAUUUACCGGUAGCAUUAGAACAAACUACUGAGAGCUUAUGUUGAUGCGGUAGUGCUGCCAACACCGUCAGCGCCCUCUUGUUGUCACGGUUGUUGAUCUGUUCGUGGACGACAACGAGGAAAAGAAAGUCAUUACCACUGACGCCGCCAGUCUGUGUCGCGUAGCAUCGAGCACCACCUUUACUAUAUACCUAACGGAGGUACCAGCAUUUCGCGUAGAGGUACAUUUUUUAAUGCCCUUCGUCCUCUUGUGGGAAAAGCUACAUGGGCGCCCUCUAUUUGGGCUGUGGCCCACUCGGGUCGUCCGUGGUUGCUCGUUCUGUCUGUUGGCAGAUAGAUCGUCUUCUGGUGGCGUUUCGUUCUCUCUUGAGUAAAUUGACCGACCGUGGUCGUUGUGUGCUGCGGUGGCGCAUCGUCAACAGUAAUCCUACAGCCGGUUCAGACUCUUAAGUCCAUCUAACCGCGAGUUGUGGCAGGCUCACUGGGAGGUUCAGACCAUACCGAUAGACAACCAAAACGCACUGCCAACACCAUCACUAGUGCUGGUACCGGCCCCCUAUUCGCUCUAUUUUAGGUUGGCUGUCGCUAGUUGCUUUCUAGCUUCGCUGGCUUGCCGUGGUUGAUUUCUGCCGUGCCGUGUGCUCAGUGGGGAACAGUUCGCUUCUUGUUGCUGCUGUAUCCGCUACUUGGCUAAAGAGUGAGUGCUGGAUUUAAUGGCAGUGACAGCGACUUACUUGAGUGCUGAACCUGCUGGAGGUACGGCUGAUGCUACACGAACGUGCUCCGCUAGCGUCUAGAGACCAACCCAACGGGAGAUUGGAUGUGGCCUCCAAAUUAAUCAAAUUCUCCUGUGGAAUAAUUCAGUGAUAAAAGACCUGUUCAUUUUCUGUUAAACUCUUGAUCGUCUGUUCAUUUUUGAACUCGGUGUGUAUAUAUUUAGGGAUCUUGUGAGUAGCAGCUCGCAUAGUGGCGCUUGAACGGGUUCUGGGCGGCGAUCCCCAACGUACCUUGUAUCGUUAUUCAAAAUCUGAUUCGUUACGCCCAGGAUACAAAUUUAAAGCACGGGCAUUCGAUGUGUGCUUCGGCGUUGAUCAAUUUUAGUGACGUUUCCAUUAAUCGCGUAGGAACGGGUACGGGAUCCUCAGUGACCCUGUAGAAAUAACUUCUGAUACAAUCUCUACCUGGUCGACGUCAGAUUCAGAAAGGUAUAGAUCUGGCCCCACAAUGUCAAGCGCGUGGCAACAGCUUGAGCAACUGCUCACCUGUGCAAUAUGUAUGGACAGAUUCAAGAACCCUAAGCUCUUACCAUGUCAACACACAUACUGUGGCGACCCGUGUAUGGAAGGUUUAGUGGAUUACGCUCGUCGACAGAUAAAGUGUCCCGAAUGUCGUGCCGAACAUCGCAUACCCUACAAUGGCAUACAAACCUUGCCAACGAAUGUAACCCUCAUGCGUUUCUUAGAACUUCACCGAAGUAUCACAGGUGAAGAACCCGAACCUGAAGAAGCUGUGCUAGGCCGAUGCUCAGUAUGUUCUGAAAAGCAGCAUCUGGUCACCUGCCAUCACUGUGGGAAGAAAAUCUGCCCUGAUUGUAAAGAGGCUCAUCUUGACGUUAUGCGGAGGGAGAUCUUCCGCAUCUGCUCCAACGUGCGUCGUUCCCUUACACGUCUCGAAGAUACGCUCAAAGAAACAAAGAAAAACGAGGACAAGCUAAUCACAAACUGCACAAACGUCCGAGAGGAGAUCGCUGACGUUAUUGGUAGAAGUGUCAAAGAUUUAGAAAGGCUAAAAGAUCGACUCAGCAGCGAGGUUGAUAGUUACGAAGAAACAGAAACUGGUACUCUAGCUAAACUUUCCGAAGAUCUCGAGCAGGAGUUCUCAACAAUUAACGCCAACUGUGAAGUUGUUGAGAAGUACAUCGAUGAAGAUCACGACUGGACUGAUACAGAAUUGGUGGAAUACAAAGAAAUUUUUAUCAAAACGCUCGAAUUUCUUCGAAAUUUUGACGCAGACACCACCGAUUAUGGAAGACGAGUGCGUCUCAAUAUUCUCACCGACACUGAACAGGUUCACAAAAUCCUAACUGGUUUACUGGAACUUAAGAUUCAGCCUUCGUCAAGCGUAAACCAAUCUUUCACACCAGCAGGUCAGACAUUACCCAAUGCCUUGAUGCGUUCCCAGUCUGAUCACAGGCUAGCAAGCCAGUUUAAGAAGGUCGAUUCCAGAUCUAUGCUGGAUAUAUCUCAACGGGACGGUGCAAGUGAUAACGAGGAGCGAGGCCAGGGGAAAACCGAUAUCCUGCGUCGAUAUGGCCUCCUCGGCGACGAUGACAGCCACGGAAGUUCGCGGCAUGGCGGAUACAAAUCGAAGUAUGUACGCGAUCUACUUCAGGAGCAGGAAAGCAUGAUGCGGCCUCAAACGGCCACAAGUCGAUUUGAAGAAGAUAAGAUCAAGGAGCCGGAACAGCUUCUGAAGGUGUUCGAUGUUGAUGGUGCGGCCCGGGCUCCUCUCAGCGGUAUAGUAAAAAUCGAAGAUUCGGGAAGGUUUAUGGAGCGCGUAUUUGAAAGCCAGAAGAAGGCCAAGGCAAAAAGGGAAGAGAAGGAAAACCUAAAAAGGAUGCAAGAGCAGCAGCAGAAAUUAACACAGAUAGCUCAACAGAGGAUGCAGCACCAAAUGGCCAGUAUGCGUGCCCAGCAACACACGCAACAACGAGGCGGAAUCCCAUCUGAUCAAUCGGCCGACUCAAGUUUAGCCGUGGCAGGAAUGACCAAUAUGGGCGGUAGCGGAAACAGCACCGGGACCAACGCAUCCGAGUCUGCCGCGCGAGACGAAAGACCUGAUACAAGAAAAGACGGACCCGUAUCGACGGUAACAUCUCAGUCGGCGCAUGAAGAGCCUUCAAAAUACUCGACGGCGACGUUACGAACUCCUUCGCUAGACGACGAUCGAGGAAGUGACUCAAGUUCCGUAAGAUCCCGCCGAACAUACCUCGAAGAAAGCACAACACCUUCAAGGGACUCUCCACUUUCCAGAAUGACCAGUAAACCCGACGAGGAACGCAACCCUUAUCGAUCGUCAUCGGUCAGCGAUUACCCGUCGCGAACGGCCUCUACUGCUUUGACUUCUCGUAGACAGGGCUAUGGAUUGCGACAGCCGUCUAGGGUCCAGGAUAGCGAAAGUGACAGUGAAUCUGAAGAAAGCGAAGGCCAACCACAGACAGGCCCAGUAGGUCGACGUUUCGACGAAAGUUCGUCAGUGAGCGCACUACUGAGCAGAAGCCAGGAAGUCAGGAAGAACAUGUCUAUAGCUGACAAUGCACCGAGAGACCAGCGGCAGCGAAAUCCAUACUUGUACAGCUCCCGCGAUCGGCCCUCGUACGGCCGUGAUACGGGUUUGGGCACUGCAACAACUAGUACCUUACGCGACUGGCAAUCGGGCAAUGAUGGUGUUUCAGCGUCUGGUGACUACUCGAGGCGUCGGUUUUCGACGGAAAUAUCCGACGAUCUGAGCAGUCGGCGAAGAUCGCUGGCAAGGUCGAAAAGUUCAGCAUAUGUUCAAGACGAAGAUGAAGACAUAGCACGACCGUAUGGCUCUCGAUCGUAUGCGCGGUCGUCACUCACUUCAAGCCGGUCCGCUGCCAGCGGCUGCUCGUACGGCGGGAUCAGGCGCUCCAAAAGCUCCGCUGACAUCGGCCUCGUUGGUGGGAACGAUAGCGACGAAGACGACCGGCCUUCAGCGUCCUCGUACAGACGACGAAGUAUACGCAACCUCACCGAUGAGUCCCAGAGCGGUCCCACAUCAAAUAUCCUUCGUUCGAGGAGCACGCACGCCUUCAAAUCGUCGUUCGAUCAAGACGAAUCGGAAGACCCCGUUGACCGUUCUUCCUCGUGGGCCACUUACCUCCGAAGCAAGUACCGAACCGGCGGUACGGGCUCUUCAUUCUCCAGUACUCAGACCGACUCAGCCUCUCGUUACACAGGAUCCUCCAGCUUUCAGCGAUCCCGUUCAUCAGGCUACGUCCUCGGUUCCUCAACGGCCAAUAACUCCGAAGACGACAUUUCGGAUAGCGAACAAGAGAAGACAAUCAAUACGCGCCGCACCUAUUCCCGCGGGAGCGACUCAACCGCCGUUGGCGGGGGUUACGGUAAUCCCCGUAGUGCAUACCUUCAAAAAGGCGAAUGCAAAUUGAGCAUUGGUAAACGUGGGUCGGAAUCGGGGAGCUUCACGUGGCCACGGUCCGUGGCAGUAGGGCCUGAUGGGUCGCUUGUAGCGGCAGACUCGUCCAACCACCGCGUGCAGGUAUUCGAUUCAAAUGGAAGGUUUCUACACGCAUUUGGUAAACAAGGCAGUGGCGAUGGCGAACUGGAUAAUCCAGCUGGAUUAGCGGUCAACCGCAUCGGACAGAUAAUUGUCUCAGAUAGGUACAACAACCGAGUACAAAUAUUCGAUUCAACUGGGCGAUUUAUCCGAACCUUUGGGGGCGACGGUCGAACGGACGGCAAAUUUCAAUGCCCGUGGGGCCUCACCACUGAUAGCCUUGGAUUUAUCUACGUCUGCGACAAGGAGAAUCACCGAGUUCAGGUAUUCCAGUCGGACGGUAGUUUUGUUGGUAAAAUGGGUAGCGUUGGUUCUCGUCCUGGAUAUUUAGAGCAUCCGUCCUAUAUUGCGGUGUCAAGCACCAAUCGAGUGAUUGUCAGCGAUACAAAUAAUCACCGUGUUCAAGUGUUCGAUGUCAACGGACGCUGCCAAUUCACGUUCGGUGCAGAAGGUUCUGAAGAAGGAUUGUUCCGCUUUCCUCGAGGGGUGGCUGUCGAUGAUCAAGGGUACAUCGUCGUAGCUGAUUCAGGCAACAAUCGCAUACAGGUUUUCCAGCCUGACGGCAGCUUUAUUAAAGCGUUCGGGACAUGGGGUUCGGAAGGCGGCAAAUUUAAAGGACUUGAGGAUAUCGCCGUUAAUAGUAAAGGCGACAUUAUCGCUUGCGACCGAGAAAACCACCGCAUUCAAAUAUUCUGAUGAUUCUCUUUGCAUCCUGGACUGUUGAUGCCAACGGUAACAACAGCGAAAGCAAAUGAUCGAUGAACGAAUAAAAAAUCUGUCCAAUUCCGAGGAUUUUCUCAGACUCGUCAUCAAGGCACUGCUGCCGUCUACCGACGGAGUAUCCUCGACUAGGAAUUUCCAGUUCUGGCUUUGCUGCAACAUAUUCUAGCUUUCUUGUCUAACUAGCAAUGCAACUGUUACUAUUUAAAACAUUAGCACACGCAAUAUAGUUUAAAAGUCUCCAAAAACUUUUUCGAGGGAUGUACCAGUGCGUCUCGCGCACUUAACUCAUGGCAAAAGGUGUAUCUCUAAAUAGAAUUCUCGUUCCAGCGCAAAGCAAGUAGAGAAAAAAAAAUCCUGUUCUACAGGGAAAAACAUGAAAAGGUAAAAAAAAUAUAGGAUAGUCCGACAGAAAAUCAUUAUUCAUGAUUAUGAAUUGUGAUUAACUAUGAUGUUUACGAUGUCAAUGGCAAUAAGAUUAAGGAUAAUCAUCAUGGUUCUGACUGUAAAAGCUUGUGAUAGAGAUGUAAUGUAACAACGAAAAUGUGUGUUUUCUGCGAUUUGUUGUUACCCUUAUUAUUACUCGUAUAUACUGUUAUUUCUAUGAUAUAUUAUUAUUAAAUAUAUUCGAUGCAUCGAUACAUAUCGUAGUCGUGGCAUCGAGACGGUGCUGCCGCUAUCUAAGACCAAGGUUUUAGUUUUACUCUGCAUUAACAACAUAUACCGUUCGUUAUUUAAUUACCUUCACAAUUUCUUUACCAGCCUUUUCACGCCAUCCAGCAGUUUUUCAUAGGAAGAAUUACCGGCACUACCAGCUAGCCACUGCGAAGGAGUGUUUGAAUAUGUUGCUUGUGCCACACUGUUCUUUAUCUUUCGGAUCGGAAGGGCUUACCAUUGGAAUCAAUUGGGUGGUUGCUUCCUUACUCUGUACAUGGAGACGAGCUUUCUCAUUUUAUGGCAUUAUUUUUACUCCGAACCACUUCCUCUACUGCCAUUGUGUCGACUACGAUCAGAAGCUUUAUCAGCUGCACCACACGUUCCUGUACAGUCGCGCCUCAAAAAAAGGCACUUGUGUGCUUUUUCGCAGCGUAGCAAACUAACGGCGUUCGGUCGAAAGCGGAGACAAGGUUGGCUUGGCGACGCUGGUGACUAAGAUACUUGAGGUGCUGCUUCUUCCACUGAACAAGCUUUUUGUCUACCCAGCCUUUCUUCCAGCAUUUUCCUCGGCUUCUCUUCGCUUUGUCAGCAGGACAACUAGUCAGUCCUGAACUAUUCUUGAUGAAGGCGAUGCACAUCUAUUGGCCUGCUAGUGUUGCUCUAUUUAGGUCCUGCACCGUUCGAAUCGAACGCCUUCCCCGAACCUUCCUUCAACUUCUAGGCAUUCGUUUAUUUCCCGGAUACAUCUUCCGAUGUAUUCUAUAGGGCUGCGGCGAAAUGGGCGCUAGUGUAGGGGUAGAAGACUGGCAGCAAAGGCGGAAAAAUACUAGCAACGGCAGCAGCAACAGUCGUUGUUAACCUGGAAAUGCUUGCCUCGAAUCGCUGCUUGUGAACAAAAGGGUAAGAUAUACACUACAAACUGUGUUGAAAGUGGAACUCCUUCGCUACUAAUUGAGGGUGAGACAAAACAGCGAAGGUCUGUAACUACAUAAUGUACAAUUCUCACAGUACUGUAAAGCGGAAGCUAGCAAAGAUCGGUUGGUUAGGCUUGAUUUAGACGGACCGUGCGUUCGUUCUGGCACCUUUUCACGGUAUUCGUGAGCACCAGGCUACCUCCAGGUUACUUGAUGCUUCCUUCGUACAAGAAAGGUUCUAUGGCUUUCUUUGUUCUCUUGGCUGACCUGAACCGAAAUAUCUAGGUUAUUUCACUCAUGACUACCCCAGUAGACGAUCAUCGAGCAGCUUAGAAAGACGGUCGAGAAGGCUAUGUUAUUCGUUUAAUGCGACUGAUCCAGCGCGACAAAGCAUCGGCGGUUGAAGUCGUUUGGUGGAAAUAGCGUGCCUCAUAAAGGGGGCUGCGGAAGGGUCAAAUGAUAGGGAUAUUUUGCGAGAGAAAACUUAGACGUUUCUUAGAACUCGGUGUAAACCAAUUACACAUGGUAGUAAUCAUAAGUAAACAUAGACGGCCUGAAGGGCAGCAAUGAAGAGCGUGUAUUGCCUAGCAGAGCUCUAGGCGAGCUAAAGAAAAAAGCAAAGGCUUGUUGUCGUUGCUCUUAUUGGAAAAGAUUGUUUCGUGUUUCGCUAUACCGUUCACACGAAGCCGCUGUGCUACGCAGAGCGCACACGCAUAAUAGCCAACAGAAAAGCGGGCUAGGCGUCGCAAACGGCUGAAUAGCGUACACUGAGUAAUCUAGAUUGAUCAAGAAGCUGCAGGGAGGCCGAAACGGUGUUUGACAGCAAGGGCAGCCCACGACCCAAAGUGUUGGUAAUGCUGCCACAUUGACUGAUAAUGAAAUGGAGAAACUGUGGAUAAACGAACGGAAAGGCAGGAAGAUAACCAGUACGCAGAAAAGUGUGGCAACCCAUUGUUGGACUGGGGAGAAUUUUCGGGGGCCGGGAGAACGGAGCAUUCACUGUUGUUGUUAAGGCAGCGGAAUAUCUGAAUUCGACUAGAUAUCACAUGGAAUAAACGUACCUAGUAAAUAAAAGGAGUAGCAUUAUAUAUAUUAUGAGACUACCGUUGGUGAAAUUGGUGGCUGUUUUGGUUGUUAUUUGAAAAAAAGGUAGAAAAAGAAGAUGACAUUGAUUAUGUCAUGAUAAACAUAAUGAAAAAAAGAGAACGUUAACUAUAACUAGGCGGACCAGAAGAAGGAUAAAAAUGUAAGUACAAUUACUGUGGAUAUAUAUACACAUAUAUGUACGAGGGUGACGCCUUUAUGUUGUGAGACUUGUUUAACUACGCUAUUGUAAAAUGCCCCAUCAGAGGUGUUGAUGGGCUUUAAGGAAGAGGACAACGAACACAUUAUGUUGCCCAUUUAGAGACAACAUUGAUGCCAGUCCACCCAGUUAUUGUUACUGUGUAUAAUCAAUACACACACACGUUUUAUGUCGCAUUUAGGUUUGGAUGCUUAAUAAAUGACUGCUGCUUUU
This is a messenger RNA of Varroa destructor (honeybee mite), 8338 nucleotides long. It is a transcript of the gene tn, whose product is annotated as tripartite motif containing protein thin. Gene Ontology annotation, biological process: proteasome-mediated ubiquitin-dependent protein catabolic process; protein polyubiquitination. The record is from RefSeq and is a predicted model, not a curated record. Gene Ontology annotation, molecular function: protein binding; zinc ion binding; ubiquitin protein ligase activity. Lineage: Eukaryota; Metazoa; Arthropoda; Arachnida; Mesostigmata; Varroidae.